AUGGAAACAGGCACAUCCAGCCAGUCCAGGACAGUUUCAGCAACAAACUUGACGGUCGGGUUGUCGGCCUUCCAACGGUACAACUGGGUCUUCAUCUUGUCCAGGCCAUUUCUGGCAUCAGCUACCAUGCUCUGUUCAGUUUCGGUGAACAACUUGGUGUCAAUAUCAAGUCUUGGCGUCUCCAGCUUCAAAGUAGCACUGAUUCCAAGCUCAGAGAUGAUUUCAGUCACUUUACCAGAGAAUGAAACGAUUUCUGGCAGCUUCUGGACAACAUGGACAAUUUCGUGUGUUUGCGGGUCAAUAGCAACAGGUUUGCCCGAAUUUGCAACCUUGAAGCUCUUCAAAACAUUUUCGACCGUCACAUGUAGCACCGAAACAUCGGCAAUCUUGUGA
Molecule: messenger RNA, 393 nt
Organism: Ogataea philodendri
Lineage: Eukaryota; Fungi; Ascomycota; Pichiomycetes; Pichiales; Pichiaceae
Exons: 1
Coding region: 1-393 (130 amino acids)
Source: RefSeq, a predicted model, not a curated record